AUGGGAGAUCCGCGCGCCUUGCUUCAAAAGGCAGACAAAGCUCUCCAGGGUGCCUCUGGUGGCUUUAGUUUCUUCGGAGGUAGAUCAGAGAAAUACGAGAAUGCGGCAGACCUUUACGUGCAAGCAGCGAAUGCUUUCCGGGUACAGAAGCUGAACAAGGAAGCUGGAGUUGCUUUUGAAAAGGCGGCUGCAGUUCAGAGAAACAACCUUAACGAACCGGACGAUGCUGCCAACAGCUUAACCGAAGCCUUCAAGGUUUACCGCAAGACAGACCCCGAGGAUGCAGUGAGAGUUCUCUCCAGCGCAAUCCAACAUUACAUAGGCAAAGGAAACUUCAGAAGAGCCGCCACUCAUCAGCAGAACCUCGCCGAAACCUACGAGGUUGAAAUCGGAGAUGCGAAAAGGGCCUUGCAGGAGUAUGAAAAAGCUGCCGAGUGGUACGAGAGUGAUAAUGCCGAGGCACUCGCCAACAAAUUUUACCUCAAGGUUGCGGACCUUGCUGCCAUUGAAAGCGAGUACCCCAAGGCAAUCUCACAUUAUGAAAAAGUCGGCAAUGUCUCCGUCAACAAUAACUUGAUGAAGUGGUCGGUAAAAGACUACUUUUUCAAAGCCGGCAUCUGCCAUCUUGCGUCAGGCGAUCUUGUUGCUACCAACCGCGCUCUAGAAUGGUACAGAGAGACCGACCCUUCUUUUGGUUCUACCAGAGAGCAUUCACUUUUGGUCGAUCUGCUUCAAGCAGUCGAACAAGGAGAACAGGACGUCUUUGCUGAUAAAUUGUUUCAGUUCGACCAGUUGAGCAAGUUAGAUAAAUGGAAGACUACCCUGUUUCUUCGCAUCAAAGACAAUAUUGAAGAAGAGGGCGAGGACUUUUCGUGA
Molecule: messenger RNA, 876 nt
Organism: Talaromyces rugulosus
Lineage: Eukaryota; Fungi; Ascomycota; Eurotiomycetes; Eurotiales; Trichocomaceae
Exons: 5
Coding region: 1-876 (291 amino acids)
Biological process (GO): intracellular protein transport; SNARE complex disassembly
Cellular component (GO): SNARE complex; vacuolar membrane
Molecular function (GO): soluble NSF attachment protein activity; syntaxin binding
Source: RefSeq, a predicted model, not a curated record